CACCUUGUAUUCCUUCUUAACGGAAGUGCAGCAAAGAAAAUGUGCAGCUGACACACUGAAUAGCAUAUUCAGCACAAUCUCUGAGAAAUAUCUUUAUUUCACCAUCAGGUUUCAGAGGGCUGCAUCCACGGACGCUUUGUUUCUAUGAGAGACGCGUGGUUACACUCAGAGAGCCAAUCACUGUCCUGGGUCACAUGAUUGACGUGUGUGUGGUGCGAUCUCCGCGUAGAGGGGGCGGGACAUUAAAAGGUUUGAGAUGUCAGUCCCUCAGUCUGCCUCAUCGAAAAGUCUGACCUCAACUCCACUCAAAAGCAAAUCCGCUGUCCCAAGGAGCAUCCCGAGAAGCAGGAGCGUGGAAUCCACGGGCGACUCAACCUACUCCCUGCUGUCCCCCAUUUACCACGAUAGCUUUGAAUUAUCAGAUGACGAUAAGGAAGAAGCACAGAAUCAGUGUCAGCCGCCUGAUGACCCCUCUCUCGCAGCACAUGAAGGUGUAUUACCCAUAGGUCCUAGCAGGAAUGAGUCCCUUCAUGCAGAAGAUACCUCCACAGGAAAGCUGAAUCUGAGUGCAUGGGAGCAGUGGCUUGUGAGUAAAGCCAAAGAAGAGCGAAUCAAAAUACAUCAGAAAUCCCUGCAGCUAAAAGCUCUGAAACAAAAGAAGGAACAAGAAGAAACAGAACAACAAAGAAAAAAAACAGUCAAUGAGUGUAAAAUUCAAGAGUGGCUUCAAAUGAAGAGACAACAGGAGAAACAGGAAAAGCUUUGCCGGGAGUCCCAGAAAACAAAUAAAAUGCUUCAUGAAGAACAGAAACGGUUGGAGAUAGAAAAAAAAGCCCAAGAAAAAUAUAAUGCAUGGCUCCAUAAGAAAAAGCAAGAGGAAAAAGAAAGGAAAUUGAAAGAGCAAGAAGAAAUAGCUAGAAGAGAAAAGGAGGAGAGAGAACAGAAAGAGAGAGCAGAUGAGAAGUUCAAAGAGUGGCUUAAAAACAUAACAGACAAAGAAAGACAUAAACGUAAGUCAUCAGCAUGUUCUGCUGAUGGCUAUGACAAUCUAAACUAUCCAGCUCCCAGUUUUGUGAAUCCUAUUCCAUGGAAGCCCAUUCACAUUCCCCAGCAGGACAGAACGCCUAGGAAGAACUCAGCACACAGGAAACAGCCAGGUCCACCGAAAAAUUGCUCAACUCCAUGUCUCACUUACAAACCAAAAGACACAAUCAGCUUUGCAUCCAAAAGACUGUGAUACUUUCGGGUUGAGAUCAAACAUGGAACUUUUACUGUUAUUAAACUGUACAGUACAAACAGAAGGGUUUUUAUAUUUGAAGAUGAUUUUAGAAAUGCUUGUGGUCCUGAUCUUGCACGGAUUUAGCGUUCAAUGGUUUAUAGUGCUCACAGGCUAGAAUGUGAUGAUUUUAUAACUGUGUAAUUGUGGCAGAAAUGAUUGAAAAAUACAAACACUUUUUAAAACUGAAUU
Pangasianodon hypophthalmus (striped catfish) is the source of this 1468-nucleotide messenger RNA. It is a transcript of the gene ccdc34, whose product is annotated as coiled-coil domain containing 34. NCBI's taxonomy places the organism in Eukaryota, Metazoa, Chordata, Actinopteri, Siluriformes, Pangasiidae. The record is from RefSeq and is a predicted model, not a curated record. The transcript is spliced from 8 exons. The coding region runs from base 257 to 1237 and encodes 326 amino acids.